This is a messenger RNA of Papaver somniferum (opium poppy), 1920 nucleotides long. Its product is annotated as ATP-dependent DNA helicase PIF1-like. Gene Ontology annotation, biological process: DNA repair; telomere maintenance. The transcript has a single exon. Lineage: Eukaryota; Viridiplantae; Streptophyta; Magnoliopsida; Ranunculales; Papaveraceae. The record is from RefSeq and is a predicted model, not a curated record. Bases 1 to 1920 code for a protein of 639 amino acids. Gene Ontology annotation, molecular function: DNA helicase activity.
AUGACAAAGAAACACUACUACGCUCGUAAAAGAUGGUGCACAUUCAAGGUUGAGGCUGUAGUUAGGGUUUUACCUGAAUUGGGAUGUAAUAUCAUGCCAAAUACUGAAAAAUGGGAAUCGUUUUGCCAACAACAAGUGUUGUUAAAUAGUUGUUAUAGAAGUAUCGUAGAAGCGAAUCGAGGUUUCAAUUUGUGGUCUGAAUGUUAUGCCGAUAUUUCUCGUGGCAUUAAAAAUCAACCUAUCCAUAUUAGCACGAUUGAUGAUGACUUUGAAGAUCAAAGUGAUCUAGAAGAGGAACCACUUGAGGAUUGGAUGAUGUUAUCAUCAAUGGCUCCCAAUGUUGCACCGGUAUGUGACAUUGAACUUGGAUCACGGACUUGUGAUCUGAUACAUAAUUGGUCUGAAGUUUGGAGUAAUUACCCAUCCAAAGACGAUGACAGAAGAUUUGUACACAUAUUAGGACAAGCAGAGCAAGAGGAAAGUGAAGAAUAUAUACCUAACCGUCUAGAUGUUCCUCUUAGUUCUUUGUCUCCACAACAAAAAGAAGCACAUGAUAUGGUUUUACAGUCAAUGAGAGAAGGUUCUACCAUACGUUUGAUUAUUAGUGGAGGAGCAGGCACAUGUAAGUCCACUCUUAUCAAUGCUAUUGUCCAUUCAACAAGAGAAUUGUUUCAGAAAAUUAAAUCUGUUAGGAUCAUGACACCAACUGGUGUAGAUGCUUUUAACAUCGAUAGUGCAACUAUCCACCAUGAACUUGCUCUAUCGGUGGACAAAGAUCAAUCGUACAAAAGUUUGGACCAUGUACAAUGUGGGCACAUGCAAAAAGAUUUUAAAGAUACCAAACUUAUUGUGAUCGACGAAUACAGUAUGAUUGGCAGGAAGAUGUUUGCAAAUAUUGACCUUCGAUGUAGAGAUAUUUUUGCAAACAAUGAGCCUUUUGGGAAUGUAUCUGUUGUGCUUGUGGGUGAUAUGCGGCAAUUGCCACCUGUUUUUGACACUCCGUUGUAUGUUCAAGGUGGGAGAAGUAAACUACAACUCUAUGGUUCCAUACCUUAUUCUUUGUUUGAUCGUUGUGUCCGACUUGAAGAAGUAUUCCGACAGUCAGGAAAUGAAGAGUUAUCUUUUAGAGAUGCAUUACUAAGACUCAGUGAUGGCAAGUCUACUCUUACAGAUUGGGAAUUAUUUAGCGCUAGAGAUUAUUCAUUAUUGACAAUCGAGGAACAAAACAAGUUCAAUCAUGUUCUUCGUCUAUUUCAUACCAAGUCUGAUGCAUCCAGAUACAACCAUGAACGCCUUAAGGAUCUUGGGAAACCCGUUGCAAGAAUAAUAUCAAGGAAUAAUUGCGAAAUAGCCAAGAUUGCAAAGUCCGAUGAAGCGAAUAGAUUACAAGAAAUUUUGUUAUCGUCAAAGGGAUCAAGGGUGAUGUUGCGAAAGAACCUAUCAACAAAAUACGGUUUGGUUAAUGGCUCCAGAGGAGUGGUGGUGGAUAUUGUGUAUAAAAAUGGAGAGAAGCCUCCUACUGAUAUGCUUGUCGUUGUUAUGGUAGACUUCGAUAAGUACACGGGUCCUAAAUUAUAUCCGGGAUCAAAUGUGAUUCCAAUCACACCGCAAACAGCAAACCGGAUAUCAACAUCAGGAGUCACAUGUCAAAGAAUUCAGUUACCGCUUAUUUUGUGUUGGGCAAUCACGGUCCACAAAAGUCAAGGAUUGACUCUUGACCAGGCGGUGGUGGAUAUAGGACCGAGAGAGAGUCUCGGUUUGACAUUCGUGGUAUUGUCAAGGACAAGAAAGUUACGAGACCUUGCGUUCAGUCCCAUGUUCGCUUUCGAAAGAAUUGCAAGAAUUAGUACAUGUCGUGGCCUUCCAUUAAGACGCAAAGAAGAAGAGCGAUUGAGAGAGUUAUCAAAUGCAACAUUCUAG